This is a messenger RNA of Xylaria bambusicola, 1344 nucleotides long. RefSeq lists its product as uncharacterized. The transcript is spliced from 2 exons. NCBI's taxonomy places the organism in Eukaryota, Fungi, Ascomycota, Sordariomycetes, Xylariales, Xylariaceae. Gene Ontology annotation, biological process: tRNA aminoacylation for protein translation. The coding region runs from base 1 to 1344 and encodes 447 amino acids. Gene Ontology annotation, molecular function: ATP binding; aminoacyl-tRNA ligase activity. The record is from RefSeq and is a predicted model, not a curated record.
AUGGGCUCUGACAUGCGCUCAGACACAGUCCGGGGAAGCACCGAUUAUGAGAGAAUUCUUACUGCCACGCAACGUCUUGCCAACGCAUUGAUACCGGAUCACCCGCUUUUCAUGACAUUCCAUGACGGCCAGGUCCAUGAUCCUUUAGGUGGUGGUGCGUACGCUUUCCAGAAUGACAUCGUGGGGCCGAUGUUACUGGCACUACUCGAAGAUGAAGCAGCCCAUGACUCAGUCGCGACUCGCGACGAACUCAUGAGUUCGAACGGCCUUCCCACGCGCCCGAUCGUUAUUGAUGCUGGUCUCCAACCCAACAACUCCCCUCAUUUGGGGACAUUGGUAGUUUUCUGCUAUGCAUUUUCAAUCGCCAAAGGCAUUCGUGACCGGAUGCGCGUCCUGGAAGCUAGCGGGAAGGAUAUUCCACCGUCAGUCACUGUCCUCAUCACGUUUGUCGACACCGCCCCGGUAAAAGACAAAGAAAUGGAAGUUGAAGGAAUCCAAUAUCAGAGGUCGCACAGGGAUGUUCAGGAUGCACUGAGCACGUAUAUGGCCGAUUAUGAAGAGGUGGUUAGAUAUCUGUCUAUGUGGGCCGAUGUUCCAGUCAAUGUAGCGUUCCAGGCCGACUUCUUUUCAAAUUCCUCGAUGCCGGUGCUUCUCAACUACAUGAUUCUCCACCAUGAGACUCUCGGGCGUCAGCUUUCCCCAAAAUACGGCUCGCUUGCACUCCGCUCAGCAUGUCCAGUACCAGGCUGCGGUCUCGCGGAGAAGCACGGUCGACUGAACGAAUACAGAGCGGAUAAUAAUGGCCAGGACGGUAUUAUCACUUUUCAUUGUCCACAUCACGGCCCACACGCUGUCAGACUCUCUUGCCCUGCGGAGACUGCUCGUCUUGAAGCGAAUGCACCGACGCGGAAUCUACUGCGCAGUAUGACGCACCUCCUUGACACUACCACGCACCAUAUCCGCGUCACAGGCGCCGAUUACGCUGGAGUGUAUCAGGAGAUGUUCCUUUACCGCCCUCUCGCUGCUUGGUCAGCCAUCACAGGUCUAGCCCGUGGACGGACACCUCACAUCCUGUACGCACCCCUGAUCGUGGACUGGAGCGGCGCGAAGCUAUCGAAGUCACUCUACAUCCGUGACGGUGCGUACGAAUUCAUGAAACAACAAGGAAUGGAUGGCUUCUGUAGCUAUGCCCGAUUAAGAGAGCGAUUUGGGGGUGAUGGAUCUGAAGGGUUGCGUAAGAUUUGGGAUGAGGUGCAACGUUGGAUGGCGGAUCCAAAGAAACUGUUCAGAUCAUUCUCGGUGGCAUAUUUCCAUGCUAUCAUCUUGCGGGAUGUUGGAAGUUGA